Molecule: messenger RNA, 8269 nt
Organism: Portunus trituberculatus (swimming crab)
Lineage: Eukaryota; Metazoa; Arthropoda; Malacostraca; Decapoda; Portunidae
Product: NK-tumor recognition protein-like
Exons: 18
Coding region: 119-6088 (1989 amino acids)
Cellular component (GO): nucleus
Molecular function (GO): nucleic acid binding; exonuclease activity
Source: RefSeq, a predicted model, not a curated record
GCGAGGCAGUGUUAACCAAAACAUUGCGUGAGAGGGAGGAAGCCGUGUUAUUGCAGCUCAUCGCUCGUGUUGCCCUCCUCUCACCGUGAACUAGUGGUGGCGGCGGAAGGGAGGCACAAUGUUACCCAGCAGCGGCUACUUCCGAGGCAUUGCGUGUCCGGGGCAGCUGAAGGGAGCUUGUAAUCGCCCCUACUGCCACUUCCGACACGACAUGAAAGUUUCUCCAGAAAAGAAUGCCUCCCCAUCCCCGUCGUCUUCACAAGCUGCCGUGUCCACACCAGUCCAGGAGGAAGCUGAUGCAGUGGAUGAGGAGAAACUGGAAGAGAUUGAGCACCAGAUCAUGUCCAAAGCGGUGAAUGAGUGCAGCAGUGACUCCCUCACUCCUGCUGUUACCAGCCCCUCCAAACCUGAGGAGCAGCAGUCUCAGCCACACACCAGCCAGCAGCAGCAGGAACCAGCUGCAGCAUCUGAUGAAGUCCCAAAGUCUGAAAUCCUGCAGCAGUUGAUGAGUGAAGCCCUAAAGAAGGUGCUGGCAGAGAACCCUACCUUGGCCUCAACGGUCGAUGCUUCAUCCAUCAGGAUUGGCAUCGAUCCUGUCACUCAAGAGUUAUCAGAGGUUAAUAAAACAAAAAAACAGUUGUAUCAUCGACCUCCAGACACACCAAGUUAUAACCCAACACCAAUAAAGGAGCUGAAGAAAAGAAAACAGUCAGUAGAUGGUGUCCACAACCUUGUGUACAAUCCAACCUGCUCUCGCACCACAGGAGACAAAGGAAGUGGAGAUGAAGGUGAUGUGAUGGGUGAAUUUUCCUCUGAUGAAAGUGAAGAAAUAGAAGAAAAGAAUGAUGACUUUGAUUUGUUGGAGGAGGUCCUUGCUGAACAUUCCAAAAAUAAUAAAGUAAAAGUAAAGAAAAAGAAGGUGAAAGAGCUGGGCAAACUUCAAUAUAGCUUAAGCAAUGCACAUAAAGCAACAGUGGAUAACAACAUUAUGAUCACAGACGCUAAGAAACUCUCAGACAAAGAGGUCAAGAAGUACGAGCUGCCUCAGACUGAGAGUGUGAACAAGAUCAUAACAGACGGCCCUUAUUUCCUGCCCCCGUCACCAAUAUUCACCUCCUCCAGUGACGGCUUUGAGGCUUUCAGUGCUAAGGCCACACUCCAAGAGGAAGAGACCAGUGUGCCAGAGGAGUGUGUGGAUGCAACAUCUCCUCACACGGAAUCAGUGAAAACAAAUAGUCAGCCAGCAACUGAAAAAAAGACAACUUCAAAACAAACUGUAGAACAACCAAAGUCAAGUUCCCAGCCGGAGAAUGCAGAAAAAGUGACCAAGGCAUCAGGACAUGCCCACCUCCCACAACUGUUAUUGGCAAGAGGUGCUCCAAAACUUUCCAGGCCUAAUAUACGCACUUGGACACCAUUGGUAAGAAAUAACUUGCUAUCCUCUGAGACACAGAAGACUGGUGACCAGCUGGAUGAGAUACUGCAGCUGAUGGAUGGUAGUGACCCUUCAAGCAAAAGGAAGUUGAAGGAAAAUGAACAUCAAACAUCAAACAAAAAAGAUUCAGAGAACUUAAGGCCAAAGAAAAAAUACAAAGUAGAUUUAAACAAGGAAAUUGAGAGCUUAUCAAACCCAGCAUUAGAACACAGUAAGGAGAGUGUGACACCUGAAGAACCUGCCAUCCAACAACCAGAACCAAGUGACAACCAGGACAGUGACAGAAAGAGUACAAAGGAGAGUAUUGUGUCAGAUGAAAAGGAGGCCGCCAAGAGAGACUCCCCUAAAGAGUCGGAAGAAAAGGAAGAAACCGAUGGAAGUAAGGCAGCGAGCAUGGAGUCAGAGGACAGUGAAGGUGACACUCUUAGUGAGGAAAGUGGCGAUGACUCAGACUACAGACGAUCAAGGCACAAGAAGAAGAGAAAGCGAAAGAGAAGUCGCUCCAGCUCCUCGGGUUCGGACUACUCGCACCACAGAAGAAAGAAGCGCAAGAGGAGUCACAAGCGUCACCAUAAGAGGAGCAAGAGAUCAAGGCGGCGAAGAAACAGCACGUCGAGCUUGAGUGAUCAGAGUCAAGAGUCUGAGGAGGAGAGAGAAGAGAAGAAAAACGACGAAGAUGAGGAGGAGGAGAAUGAUGACACUGAGGAAGAAGAAGAAAAUGGGGAGGAAGAGAAAGAAAACAAAAGUAAAGAAGAUAGCAAAAGUGAAGAUGAGGAAGAUAGUAAUGAUGACAUUGAACACACCAGGAAAUCAAAAAGACACAGGAAGAAACACAAGUACUACAAGAAACUUAAGCACAGGAAGAGCAAACACAAAGCAAGAAGAAGAAGGAAGAGAAGCAGGAGUUACAGCAGAAGCAGGAGCACAGGCAAGAGCAGGGACUCCAGCAGAAGUAGAAGUAGAAGUGGGAGUCGAAGCAGAAGUUCCAGCAAGCACAGAAAGAAAAGGAACAGAAGCAGACACAAGAGCAGAAACUACAGUGAUAGUGAUUUGUCCAAAGAAAGCAGCAGGAGUAGAAGUUCCAGCAGAAGCAGCAGCAAGCACAAGAGAAGAAGGGAAAGCAGGGAAGAUGACUCCAGUGGAAGUAGACACAGAGAAUCGAGCAAAUCGAGGGAUAAACGAGUGGAUGAGGAAAACAACAAAAAUAGGAAAGAGGAUAGAAGGAAGGAACGAAGCAAUAAUAAACUGGAUCAACAGACGAGUAACGAUAAGAAAGGCAAGAACCACAAUGAUGAUGAAGUGUCAAUACCUAUGCCUGUAGAUCCCUCAAAGAUUAAAGUAGAGAAGAAUGCCUUAGUUCCUGAUUUGUCAAAAGUAAAGAUUGAGAAAGAAGAUCAAGUGCCUGAGAAAAGCAACGGUCAGGUUAAUGUAAGUGCAAAGUCAAAAGAAAGCUGCUGUAAGGGACAGAGUGAGUCAGAUCAAAGUAAAGUGGCAGAAAAGAUCCCAGAGCAGAGAAGACCGAGCAGCGAAGACAAGGGCAGAAGGAGAAAGAGUCACGAGAGGAAGGACAGUACCGAGAGCACUUCCGACAAGACACCUCACAGACGGCAGAGCUGCGACUCCAAGGCCAGCGACAACGAAGGCUCCCUGCAGAGAAAGAAAACAGAAGAGAGAAGGUCAAGCACUGAGAAAAUUAAAAGGUCUCAAUCCAUCAAUUCCCAGCCAUCAGAAAUGUCCAUGUUUGACCUUGUGUUGGCAUCAGCCCAGACCUCCAAGCCAGCAAAGACAUUGACGGAGAUAUCCAUGUUUGACAGCGUGGCCAAGGCAAGUACAAAUCAUUCACUGGAACCAUCUGGAACCAAAAACAAAAGCAAGGAUGCCUCUCACAAAGGUAGUGGAGAGAGUGCCAUCACCUCUGAGCACAAGUCAAGUUCCAGUGACAAAAGCAGUAAAACCUCAAGACCAGACAAGACAGCUCACACAGACUCCCAUCACAGGCACACCAAGAGUGACAGCAAGCCUUCACAUUCCACAUCCAAGAGUAAGAGUAGCAGCAGCAGCAGCAGCACUCACCACAGCAGCAGUAGCAGCAGUCACCACAGCAGCUCUAGCCAUAAGAGAACAAGUAGCACCAGUAGUAGAAGUAGCACCAGCAAACUUCACAGCACAUCCAUUACUACCACCACUGCCACUCCUACCACUACUACCCCUUCUUCCUCUUCCUCCAAGACCUCAGAUGGCAGCAGUAGCAGUAAGAGUAGGAAACCAAGUGAUACCACCAAUAGCAGGAGUGAAAAGGAUAGCAGCAGGCACUCAAGCAGAAGACACAGCAGCAGCAGCAGCAGCAGCAAACAGCAUGACAGCAGCAGGAAGAGCAGCAGUAGCAGCAGACCCAAGGACAGCAAAGAAACCACUACUGCUAAAAAUAAUGUGGGAAGUGAAAUAACAAAGAAAAAGAGAGUUUCUGCUGACGAGGAAUCCCGGGGAGGUGUUUCAGAUAACGAUGGGCCAUCCAGCGGAGUUGACUCACCGCUACCGGAUCUCUCCAUGCUUGACGAGAUCUCACAGGACGACUGGGAGCAGAUGAUCAGUGGCAUGGACGGAGCCAACCAGGAGCCCAACGAGGACACGGACGGUGAUGACGUGGACACUGACAAUCCUUUUGUCCUGGAGGAGUGCAUGAAGAUGUUCAAUGAGUUCCAGCCUGAAGAAAACCACCUUGAGACCCAGGUGGUCCCAAAGAAGAUUAAGGCGGCUGGGGAGGACAAGGAGCCGCCCAAGUCAUCCAGCAAGCAGAGGGUGGCUCGCUCCUCAACAGGCAACCUUAUGGCCAAGAAGACCUCCAGGCCCCGCCAGCAGAAGGUCAGCCCCAUGCAGAUGAUGGUGGAGAGAUUUCAAAAAAUGAAGGAACAGCUAAAAAGAAAGGAGGAGGAACUAUAUCACCUUCAAGGAGGCCCAUCAUCUGUCACCUCGAGUUCCUCCAGCAAGACCAGCAUAGCACCUUCCUCCUCCUCCUCCUCCUCCUCCUCUCACCACAGUCAAUCCCAAAGCUCAGGGAAGAACAAGAAACGCAUCGCCCACGUGCCCAACGUCAACUCCCUCCUCAGUGAACAGGAGAAAAUCAAGAGACAUGGUCAUUCUAGCAUCAGCAGUCGCAUCUCUGCCAAAGUAGCCAAAGCCUCAGGGGUCGUCCCUGAGACCACCGCCCACACCGUGGCCAAGGGCGGCAAGAGGAUCGCUCACACACCCAGGAUAGGUGCUUUAGCAAAACCAAUCAUCCAACCAGAGCUCGGCAGUCUUGUUCCACAAAAUAUCCGGCAGCGAUACUUGAAUGCGUUGAUUGAAGAGUGUAAGAAGUUCACCUCAGAGAAGGAAUCUUUCAAUAUAGCAGCAGCAGAAGAGCGUGUGUGCUACAAGCGCGCCCCAUCCCGCAUGGUGUACCUCAACUUGGUGGUGAAUGCCGUCAAGAGGCUUCGCACACAGCAGCAGGCCGGGGAGGAAGCCCAGGAACUGCUGGAGAAUGACCCGCAAUUGGCUGAGAAGAUGUGCAUUGAGGAGACUUCGCCUUCAACAAUCAAACCAUCACCACCUGCAUCGUCGCCGUCUUCCAAACGUCAGCACCCCAUCAACCCCAACCACGUGCACCUGUCCCACACCUCUGUACUCUCGUCAGGUGGCAUCAAGGGUUCAUGGAGCAUUGAGAAGCCAAAGAAAUCCUCAGCCUCUCAGGAAGAUAUUAAAGGAAUUGCCUUCUACAAGAACCUGACCAAGUACAUUAUGAGUGAGGAGCAGCUGGACGAGAAUGGAUACCCUUGUCCUGAUCCAGAGGAAAAGGGAAAAGCAAUUGUAAAAAGGAUUGACUCGCGUAAAAAAAUCAGUCCGAGUGCCUUAGAACGCUUCUGUGAUCGCUGCUCUGUGCUCUAUACGGUGGACAAGUGGGGCUUCCCAAAGAACAGUGCCCCUUGUGUGUACCACUGGGGCCGGGCAUACAAAAAGAGAAAAUACGGUACCUUUGAGACCUCUUACUCCUGCUGCGGUGGGGAGCAAGGGUCAGGUGGGUGUAGUCAGGCCACCACACAUGUCUCCGAGAACUACAACCCUAAGAACCUCCGUGGGUAUGUGAGGACCAUCAGCAAAGACAGCUCCAGCAGCAACAAGGAGGUGUAUGCUCUGGACUGUGAGAUGUGUUACACCACGGAAGGUAACGAGCUCACCAGGAUCACUGUCAUUAAUAGCAACGGUGAUGUGGUGUACGAACAGCUAGUGAAGCCAGAAAACCCCAUUCUGGACUACAACACAAGGUUUUCAGGGAUAACUGAAAAUGACAUGGAAGAUGUGAAGAUCACCAUUAGAGACGUUCAGGCAGCUUUGUUGGCCCGAUUCUCUGAUAAGACCAUCCUUAUUGGACACAGCCUGGAGUCUGAUCUCCAUGCUCUCAAGAUAAUUCACACCACAGUAGUGGACACCAGUGUGGUAUUCCCGCACAAGAUGGGACCCCCAUACAAACGUGCCCUCAAAAACCUGGCCGCUGAAUACCUUAAGAGGAUAAUUCAAGAUGAUGUUUCAGGUCAUGACAGUGCAGAGGAUGCUAUAGCUUGCCUUCACUUGAUGCAGUGGAAAGUCAAGGAUGACCUGAAAGGAUUCUCAAAGUAGUAUGGUAAUUUCAUGAUGUACUUUUCUAGUAAUGGGGCCACAAAACAGCAAAGUAAAGUCCAUCAUGCCAUGUGAUUACUCUCUGCUCUUGUGGUGAGAGAUUGUACAUAGUCUUAACAUUAUGUAAAAAGUCUCCCCGAGUACCUGUCAUCACACCUCCGUCGUCAGCAGAUACAGGCAAUGGAUUUGUACAUAGUAAGUAUAUGUAAUAGGUAGUAAUAAGGUUGUUUUUGCCAUUGGUAGUCAUCUUGUCCAAGUUUAAAAGUUUAUUUUUGUUUCAGUGAAUCAUAUGAGUGUCUGUUUUAUGAAUGUUCAGCUCAAAGGUUAUAUUUGUAUGUUACUUGAAUUUUGUUUGAUUCAAGUUAUAAGCUAUGGAUUGCAAUGAUAUUUAGGGAUAGACUUUCAUUUUGGAGAACUUCAGCAGUCAUGAGCAGUUUGGUGUUCUGGAAGUAUGACUAGUGAGUGGAAUACAGUGGUUGGAGGUAACAGGAUGAAGCAAAAGUGCUUUAUUUAUCUCAUGUUUUAGCUCUUGCUUCCUUCAAGGCAGUUGAAGGUAGAACCUGGAAGUAUUUCUACUUUAUCCCAAGUUCCCUCACCAGCUCAUUCCACUCAGUAUGGUGUGGUCAUAGUCUUGUUAUCAAAUACAUUGUUACAGAGAAAUAUUUGUUAACUGGAUAACUGAAGCACAAAUAAGUAAGGGCAUUCUUGGUAGUGGCUUUAUAUAUUUAUUGGUAUAGAAAUUGGUGGUACAAAUGGACUUAAUUGUGUUAUAUGUUGAUUAUUGUGGUCCCUUGAAGAGACAUGACUGAUUAUCCUUCUAGUCAGGCACUAUUUUUAAGCAAUAAUAGAUUAUGGUUCAUCUCAUGAAUAGAAACCUUAUUUUGAUCAGGAAAUUCUCAUUUACGAUAUAAUUAUUUUAAUCAGUAUGUGCACACCAUCAGUUCAUACAUUUCAUAUGACAUUACUCACUUCCUUGUGAUAGUUUUUUAUUAUUAUUAUUAUUAUAUUUGUCAUUGUUAUUAAUGAUGCAGCAUCUCAGGCAGUACUUCAUUGUAUGUUUCCUCCGUGUGGAAUUAUUGGAAGAGAAUUUUCAUCUCCAUCACACACUAUGGUGUUUGUCUCAACACAUGGUUAAUUAAGGACUUGCUUUAUGAGGUAUGUAAGUUUUGGAAAAAAGUUUCAUAACUGUAUCAGUUACAUAAGAGCAAACCCUUUCUGUGUGUGUGUGUGUGCAUUUGUGUUUGUGUAAAGGUUUGCAUGCAUACUUACCUCUGCCAGAUAGGGCUAGGAAUAUUUGGAGGCAUAGCAAAGCCAUUUCUCUCGACUCAGUGGUCAUGAUAAUGAAAUUGUUUUGGAACAAAUGCUAAACAACUGUAAUUUCACGACACCAUAUAUUUCUUAUCACUGUACAUAUGAUACAUAAAGUAAGAAUUACCCAAAUUUUUCUGUAUUCUUAUUUUGAUAAUCACAGUAAAUUAUUAGACUAAAAUAUCUUGUCAUGAAAUCAUACUUGUAUGUAAUAAUAGUUUGUCAGGGAAUACAUGCAUUCAAAAUAUGAUUCUCCCAAUGCUUGGCAACUGUUUAGUGAUUUAUUACUGGAUUACAGAUUGCACACACAUACAUACAUACAUACAUAAUUUGGGUAUUUCUUAGAUAUAGAUGAUGACUUGAACACCCCUUUCAGGGAGAGCUGGACCUCAAAUAGAGAAAUAGUUAGAAGGACUGCAAAUACUGAGGAUUUAGUCACAACACGAAAGCUUGGAAUGUUUUUGCUACACAGGGAAAAAUAAUAACUAACAAUAACUAUCCCACAUCACAUUCCAAUAAAUAUGCAGCAUUUCUGAUACACACACACACAUACAUAGUUUACCACACUGAUAUCUAAUAAAACAAUGUAAUAGUACAGUAAAAAUUUACAACUUAAGUGUUGAAGUAAUGAUGAUAUCUGACAUCUGCUUUUAUAUUCAAUUGCAGUCAUUUGUGCAGUAAUAUAGUUUGAAAUCUAUGUACUAUUGUCUAGUAUAUUGUUUUCUUAUGUACAGAUUCUAUUUUAUUUUUACACUAACACUUUCUAUUGACUGAGUCUUAGAAAGAAAAGAAUGAGAGAGAGAGAGAGAGAGAGAGAGAGAGAGAGAGAGAGAGAGAGAGAGAGAGAGAGAGAGAGAGAGAGAGAGAGAGAGA